ACAAAGCACUUCCUUAUUUGCUGCAUGUCAGAAUGGAGACCAUUUCGUAUGUGUGUGCGGUUUUCCUGCUGUAUCUGUGUCAACUGCAAGGGUCCAGUGCUGUGACUCCUGUGUUUGUGCAGAAGGGAAAUUAUGUUCUUCUAAAUGUCAUGAAAGCUGAUGUUCUUCAGGACGUUUUUUCUGUUGUGUGGAAGUUCAAUAAAAAGGAUGUUUUAGUAAGAUUUUCACCUGGUAGAGAACCAACAGUCUCUCCUGCUUACACUGGAAGAGUUGAGUUUUCUGAGAAUGAUUAUUCUCUGAAAGUGAAGAAUCUACAAGAGGCAGACAGUGGAGUUUAUACUGCACGAGUGAUAAGGGAUAUAGAGGAACAAACUGAAUACAACGUCACAGUUCAAGAUGCAGUGUCUCCAGUUAACCUGAAGGUGGACUCUGUGUCCAGAAGCUCAGACUCCUGUAACCUCACUGUGACCUGCAGUACACAGGACUCUCACAUCAACAGCACUUUUAGAUGUGACACCAAAACCUGCAGUCAGGAGGUAGGAGAGCAAUCAGAGGUCACAACAUCUGGUGCUUCUCUCCAUGUCUACCUGGUGGAUGGCUCGAUCAUCUGUAACCAUAGCAACCAGGUCAACUGGACCAAAGACGGUGAAAUGACUGAACAUCUUUGCAUCCAACAUGUUGCUGAACAACCCUGCAACAACAUCAUCACUGUCAUUGUCCUUGUCAUUGUUGCAAUUGUUAUUUUCAUCAUUGUUGCUGUGUUUUAUCAUCGAAAGAGAAGAAAAAAUCCAGAUAAAAAAGAGAACACAGAAAAUACCAUAUAUGCAGUUCCAGAGGUUGUGUUGCUUUCUAGAUACACACGUCACUGGUUGUUCUGCUUCCUUGUGCUCAAAUGUCCUGCUUCUGACCAGAAAAACCUGAUGAUGCACCAUCCACUCAAACUGCAAUGUGUUUCUUUAUUCUGCUCACGUGUUGUUUGCUUGUGUUUUAUCAUAGUUUUUCCAUCAUUUUGAUGCCGUUUUAGAAACAAUUUCUGAGAAUACUGUGACACGAACACUAAAACAGCAAAUACAUGUUCCAAAAGGUGUUGUGUUCUCAAAACUCUUCAUACAAUUAUUAAUUAAGAACAAAGAGCCAAUACUGCAACAAUGUCUUUUACUUUAAGUCCUGUAUUUUCUUCUCUGUUUGCUUUUGUUUGAUGGGCACAUUAGGCAACACGGGCAACGUGACUUCAUACUGAGCCACAAAUGUUGUACUUCUGCAUAUUCUUACACAAUGAAUGUUGAGAAUAUUGUGAGCAGAAGACUCUUUUGUGAAAUCUGCACUCAAGAAGAAAAAUUGUGUAAUUUUCCAUCUUUUUAUAAAUGCAACGUACUGCAUGUGUUGUCAAAGCCAUGUGAAUGCUUUCUUUAUUUGCUUGAGUUCUAGUUUCAGUGUGUUGUUAACUGUCACUUCUUUUUGGACACAGUGGAACAAUGUUCAGUGCCUUACUGCUCUUGAUGAAAAAUGCCUAAAAAUUUAGUAUAAUGUUAUGAAAAUCAUUCUUCUCACUUUAGUAGCCAAUGAUAUAAAAUUUUGUAGUUUUUGAUGGAUAUCUGUAAAUGGUGAGAUUACUUCACAUGUUUAUGCAGUAUAUCAACACCAUUAGAAAUACAGUGUAAAGUAAAAAUGGCAACUUUUUGUAAAAA
Molecule: messenger RNA, 1688 nt
Organism: Dicentrarchus labrax (European seabass)
Lineage: Eukaryota; Metazoa; Chordata; Actinopteri; Moronidae
Exons: 7
Coding region: 33-1013 (326 amino acids)
Source: RefSeq, a predicted model, not a curated record